Messenger RNA from Cyprinus carpio (common carp), 5004 nucleotides. Its product is annotated as metabotropic glutamate receptor 5-like. Lineage: Eukaryota; Metazoa; Chordata; Actinopteri; Cypriniformes; Cyprinidae. The record is from RefSeq and is a predicted model, not a curated record. The transcript is spliced from 9 exons. Gene Ontology annotation, biological process: regulation of synaptic transmission, glutamatergic; G protein-coupled glutamate receptor signaling pathway; trans-synaptic signaling by endocannabinoid, modulating synaptic transmission. Gene Ontology annotation, cellular component: postsynaptic density membrane. Gene Ontology annotation, molecular function: adenylate cyclase inhibiting G protein-coupled glutamate receptor activity; G protein-coupled receptor activity involved in regulation of postsynaptic membrane potential. The coding region runs from base 348 to 4025 and encodes 1225 amino acids.
CUGCGCGCGAGUUUGGAUCUGUGGAAGCGAUGAUGUUCUGGAAUGAGGAACGCGCGCUCUCUUUUUGUGUUUCGCUCUCUGCAGAUUAUCGUCCGACCGCGAGCAUAUCGGUUGUAUGGGUACCAGUGUGACUUACUGGGAAUGUAUCACGUGCAAUUUCAUAUGCAUUGCAUGUGUGACUUGGUUAUGAGACCCCUCAUCUCAUGCCGGCCCCAGCUCCAGGUUGCCACGGCAAUGACCCAGCAUCCUGCUCAGGGUCAUCAUAGAAGCUCUCGGACAAAUGACAGCACGGUUCAAAGCCGCAUGACUCCAGAAUCCCCUUUUUGUGUAAUCAAAUACAGAAAGUUAUGAGAAGGAACGAAGCAACUGGAAUGAACUUCCUCACUGUGAUUGCAUCUUUGGCCCAAACAAGAACAAAGACACGGCCUCUAAUUUACUCCGAAAUGGUCAGCCUGUAUUUCUUUGCGAUGCUGCUACUGGCAUCACUGGCGACGGCGGGCCAGGCCAGCGAGCGGCGCGUCGUGGCCCACAUUCCAGGUGACAUCAUAAUCGGUGCCCUCUUCUCCGUCCACCACCAGCCGCCGGCCGACAAAGUGCAUGAGCGCAAAUGCGGGGCAGUACGGGAGCAGUACGGCAUCCAGCGUGUGGAGGCCAUGAUGCACACACUGGACCGAAUCAACGCCGACCCCAAAAUCCUCCCCAACGUCACGCUGGGCUGUGAGAUCCGAGACUCUUGCUGGCAUUCUGCCGUCGCUCUGGAGCAAAGCAUCGAGUUCAUACGGGACUCGCUCGUCGCUGCCGAUGAAAGCGAGGAGGCUGGGGGUGGGGCCAAGUGUGCAGAUCCCGGAGCCACGCCCAUGAAGGGCAAGAAGCCAAUCGUGGGGCUGAUCGGUCCGGGUUCGAGUUCCGUGGCAAUUCAAGUGCAGAAUUUGCUGCAGCUGUUUAAUAUCCCGCAGAUCGCCUAUUCCGCCACCAGUAUGGACCUCAGCGACAAAUCACUCUACAAAUACUUCAUGAGGGUGGUGCCAUCGGACGCCCAGCAGGCCAGAGCCAUGGUGGACAUAGUGAAGAGAUACAACUGGACCUACGUAUCUGCCAUCCACACAGAGGGCAACUAUGGUGAGAGUGGGAUGGAGGCUUUUAAAGAGAUGGCGGGGAAGGAAGGCAUUUGUAUCGCUCACUCGGAUAAAAUCUGGAGUAACGCCGGCGAGAAGAGCUUCGACCGUCUGCUGGUCAAACUGCGCAAGUAUCUGCCCAAAGCUCGCGUGGUGGCGUGUUUCUGUGAGGGCAUGACUGUACGAAACAUCCUGAUGGCCAUGAGACGACAAAACCUCGUCGGAGAUUUCCUGUUGGUCGGCAGUGACGGCUGGGCGGACCGUUAUGAUGUCACUGACGGGUACGUGCGUGAGGCCGCCGGAGGGAUCACCAUAAAGCUGCAGUCCGCAGACGUCAAGUGGUUUGAUGAUUAUUACCUGAAACUGCGUCCCGAAAACAACCCACGAAACCCCUGGUUCCCCGAGUUCUGGCAGCACCGCUUCCACUGCCGGCUGAAGGGACACCCGCAGGAGAACAGCAAAUACAACCGCACCUGCGGCAAGCGGGAUUCUCUGCGGCAGCAGUAUGCGCAGGACACCAAGAUGGGCUUCGUGAUCAAUGCCAUCUACAGCAUGGCCUACGGCCUCCACAACAUGCAGAAAGUGCUGUGUCCCGGUAUGGUGGGUCUGUGUGAUGCCAUGCGGCCCAUCGAUGGGUCAAAGCUCCUCGAGUUCCUCAUGAAGACCAACUUCACUGGAGUGUCGGGGGAAAACAUUUAUUUUGACGAGAACGGAGAUUCGCCUGGGAGUUACGUGAUCAUGAACUUUAAGAAGAUGGGCAAAGAUUAUUUCGACUACACGAAUGUGGGCAGCUGGGACAACAGCGGACUGCAGAUCGAUGACGAUGAGAUCUGGCCCAACAAAGAUGAGAUUAUUAAAUCUGUGUGCAGUGAACCUUGCGAUAAAGGUCAAAUCAAGGUGAUACGUAAAGGAGAGGUCAGCUGCUGUUGGACAUGCACUCCCUGUAAGGAGAACGAGUUUGUUUUUGACGAGUACACAUGUCGUGCGUGUGAGCUGGGAUCCUGGCCCACCAACGACCUCACCGGAUGUGACCCCAUCCCAGUGAAGUAUUUGAGGUGGGGUGACCCCGAGCCCAUCGCGGCCGUGGUCUUUGCCUGCUUGGGCCUGAUGGCCACGUUCUUCGUCACCUCCAUCUUCAUCAUCUACCGCGACACUCCGGUGGUGAAGUCGUCCAGUCGUGAGCUGUGCUACAUCAUUCUGGCGGGCAUCUGUCUGGGGUACCUGUGCACCUUCUGCCUUAUCUCCAAACCUCACGUCAUCUACUGCUAUUUGCAGCGGCUGGGCAUCGGCUUAUCACCCGCCAUGAGCUACUCGGCCCUCGUCACCAAGACCAAUCGCAUCGCUCGGAUCCUGGCCGGCAGCAAAAAGAAGAUCUGCACCAAGAAGCCUCGUUUCAUGAGCGCCUGCGCCCAGCUGGUGAUCGCCUUCCUACUGAUCCUCCUGCAGCUGGGCAUCAUCGUGGCGCUCUUUGUGAUGGAGCCUCCCGACGUCAUCCAUGACUAUCCCUCCAUCCGCGAGGUCAACCUCAUCUGCAAUACCACCAACUUAGGCGUGGUGGCGCCACUGGGCUACAACGGCCUCCUCAUCAUGAGCUGCACAUUCUACGCCUUCAAGACGCGCAACGUUCCCGCCAAUUUUAAUGAAGCGAAGUACAUCGCCUUCACCAUGUACACCACCUGCAUCAUCUGGCUGGCCUUCGUGCCCAUUUACUUCGGCUCCAACUACAAGACCAUCACCAUGUGCUUCUCCGUCAGCCUGAGCGCCACCGUGGCUCUGGGCUGCAUGUUCGUGCCAAAGGUUUACAUUAUCCUGGCCAAACCGGAGAGGAACGUCCGCAGCGCGUUCACUACAUCGACAGUGGUGCGCAUGCAUGUGGGAGACGGAAAAUCAUCAUCCGCCGCCAGCCGGUCGAGCAGCCUGGUCAAUCUGUGGAAGAGACGAGGAUCGUCAGGAGAGACGCUCAGCUCUAAUGGGAAGUCAGUGACGUGGGCCCAGAAUGAGUGCAGUUCCAAAGGCGGCCACCUGUGGCAGCGUCUCUCCUUCCACAUUAAGAAGCGCGAAAGUAACCAGACGGCCGUGAUCAAACCUUUCUCCAAAACAUCUGAGGGACGCUAUUGCGGAGGCAGCGACAUCCACACAGACAACAGCACCAAUAAGCUCUAUGAGGUCACCGAAGCGGAGGAGCGCUAUCCCAUCACCUACCGGCCCCAAACACCCUCACCGAUCAGCACCGUGUCCCAGAGAGCGAGCAUUGCAUUAUCACAGAGCGCUGGCGCCGCUGACUCCCAGGUCAUGAGCGUCUCUUCAUACAUGUGUCAGACUCCGCAUCGCGGUAACGGCGGUGGAAGUGCAUCGCAGGGAUCUCUGAUGGAGCAGAUUAGCUGCGUGGUUAACCGCUUCACAGCUAACAUCAGUGAGCUCAACAGCAUGAUGCUCACCAGUUCUCCUCCAGGAGGCGCUGUGGGUUUGUCCACCAGUGCAUCCGCACACGCUCAUUCUGUCGAGCCCUGCUGUCCUCCAGCCUACCGCCUAUCCCGAGAAAUUUCCAUGCCGACUACCAUGACCACCUACGCCGAAAUCCAGCCCCUCCCACCUGUGGAGUCUAAUGUGGGUCGCUCCGCCCCUCCCUGCCCACUUUCCAGUUCGUCACGACUCAAAACUUCGCCCACGACCAGUGGGAAGGAGCUAAAGAUGGGCGUGCCCUCAGCUCUGGAGUCGCCGCCCAAUCAGCAGGAGCUCGAGGAACUGCUAGCGCUGACUCCGCCCUCCCCGUUCAGGGACUCCGUCGGGUCGGGUAGCGGCUCGCCGAGUUCUCCCGCUUCGGAUACCGAAACAUCCGCUCUUCCGCCCAUCACAAAAUACGAGUGCCUGGUGCUCCGACACUACAGCCAGAGUUCGUCUUCGUUAUGAGGUCAACAGAUGGAAGAAUGGAACGCCGAAUGGCGUAAUUCACGUAGGUCGGAUACGGACACUGCUUGAGUGUGUGUGUUUACAUGUUCUCACCUUUGGACCAAUGCAAAACAGGGUGUUGCCGUCCCUGUGGAGGAAUAUCUCCAACAUCAGACCUGCAGUAGAAUCACAACGGUGUCUAAUCUUUCGUCUAGUUGGUGUUCCGUUGGUCUAUUUUGGUAGUGGCCUUAAACAAACAUGGCUUUCAUCUAAUUAGUGCUGUUUCUAUGAGGACUACAAUAUGUUGUUGUGCCCCCAGAAGGACGGGGGUGGAGAAACACCCAACCUGGGACCUUCCCACACACGGAUAUUACGAGCCUUUUUUGCUACGUUCAUCAUCAAACAAUGAGAUUAUUAAGGGCUGGAAAAAGGCACGGCAUCAAAGGGAAAAGCCUGUAUAAUUACAUGUUGCAUAAUCUUUAGCUCGCACACUCGUAUGCCACUGCUGGUGCGCUGUAAUAAUUGAAGAGUGCGAGCUGACGUCCCCGAUGCUUUCCGAGAUUCAAACGCAAUCUUUGAACAAAGUGCUUUGUUUGAUGUACCACAGGACAGCGUGAGAGACCAAACAGACCGAUACUCAGACACCUUAGUCACUGUCCAUAAUUUUCUCUUCUCCUUUUUCUUUCUCUUUUCUCCUUAUUCUUCCAGUACUCUGCCUUUUUCAGGAACAGAAUAUAUGGGUGAAUCUCAUGAAACCUGUUAAGAUUAUAUUUCAAGUAGUCCAUUCAUUCAUUCUAUAAUAAAUAAAUUACAUAUAGAAAACUAAAUUUAUUUUUUAAUUUACUUUAAUCAUUUUUUUUUCUUUCAGUAAUUCAUAAUUUAUUAUUUUAAUAUUGGGUCAUUAUUUAAAAAUAAAUGAAAACAACUGCAAUGUUCUUAAAAUAUGCUUAACAUCCUGUAGGUAAAAUAUUUAUUUAUUUAUUUUAAAUUGGUUUAUUUA